Messenger RNA from Arabidopsis arenosa, 2160 nucleotides. The record is from the annotation of a GenBank genome assembly. Lineage: Eukaryota; Viridiplantae; Streptophyta; Magnoliopsida; Brassicales; Brassicaceae.
AUGCAAAUCCCUCCUUUCUUCUCAACUAGUCAUCAUUUUUGAAAAUCAAUCAAAAUUUUGGAGCUUUUAUCAUCCAUCAAUGGUGGCUGGUAAGGUUCGUGUAACAAUGGGUUUUCACAAAUCACCUUCUACUAAAAAAACUAAGGAUAUGCCUUCUUCUCCUUUACCUCUUCCUCCUCCUCCUCCUCCUCCUCUUAAACCGCCUUCUUCCGGUUCUGCUACUACUACUAAACCGCCGAUUAAUCCUAGUAAACCGGGUUUCACUCGCUCUUUCGGUGUUUAUUUCCCACGCGCUUCCGCUCAAGUUCACGCUACUGCUGCUGCUGCUUCUCAUAACGGCGUCGUCUCUGAGCUUCGUCGUCAAGUUGAGGAGCUUCGUGAGAGAGAAGCUUUGUUAAAGACGGAGAAUCUCGAGGUUAAGCUUCUUAGAGAAUCUGUUUCUGUUAUUCCGUUGCUUGAAUCGCAGAUCGCGGAGAAAAACGGUGAAAUCGAGGAGUUUAGGAAAGAGACGGCGAGGUUAGCGGAAGAGAACGAUAGAUUACGGCGAGAAUUUGACCGGAGCGAGGAAAUGAGGAGAGAAACCGAAAGAAGAGAGAAGGAAAUGGAGGCGGAGAUGUUGGAGCUUCGGAAACUUGUUUCGUCGGAGAGUGACGAUCACGCGCUCUCUGUUUCUCAGAGGUUUCAGGGUUUAAUGGAUGUGUCGGCGAAAUCGAAUCUAAUCAGAAGUUUAAAACGGGUCGGGUCGUUGAGGAAUGUACCCGACCCGGUUACUAAUCAUGAGAACAACAAGAGCAUUUCAUCAUCCGGAGACGCCGACGGCGACAUUUAUCGGAAAGACGAGAUCGAGAGUUAUUCACGGAAUAGUAACUCGGAUGAACUCACUGAGUCAUCAUCUCUCUCCGCCGUCAGAUCUAGAGUUCCGAGAGUACCUAAACCACCGCCGAAACGGUCUUUUUCAUUAGGUGAUUCCACGGAGAACAGAGCAGAUCCGCCGCCGCAGAAAUCGAUUCCGCCUCCUCCUCCACCUCCGCCACCGCUUCUUCAACAACCACCACCUCCUCCUUCCGUUUCCAAAGCUCCUCCUCCGCCUCCUCCACCACCGCCGCCGAAGAGUUCAAGCAUUGCGUCGGCGAAAGUAAGAAGAGUACCGGAAGUGGUGGAGUUUUAUCACUCAUUGAUGCGAAGAGAUUCCACAAACUCGAGAAGAGACUCCACCGGCGGUGGAAACGCCGCCGCGGAGGCGAUACUUGCUAGCUCCAAUGCCAGAGAUAUGAUCGGAGAAAUCGAAAACCGAUCGGUUUAUCUCCUCGCGAUAAAAACCGACGUAGAAACGCAAGGAGAUUUCAUAAGAUUCUUGAUCAAAGAAGUCGAAAACGCUGCGUUUUCAGAUAUUGAAGACGUUGUUCCUUUCGUCAAAUGGCUCGACGACGAACUCUCUUACCUGGUUGAUGAGAGAGCAGUGUUGAAACAUUUCGAAUGGCCGGAGCAAAAAGCUGAUGCUUUACGUGAAGCAGCGUUUUGUUAUUUCGAUCUGAAGAAACUCAUAUCAGAAGCUUCUCGUUUCCGGGAAGAUCCACGUCAAUCUUCUAGCUCUGCUCUUAAAAAAAUGCAAGCUUUAUUUGAAAAGUUAGAGCAUGGUGUUUAUAGUCUAUCGAGGAUGAAAGAAUCGGCGGCGACAAAAUUCAAGAGUUUCCAGAUUCCGGUUGAUUGGAUGCUCGAAACCGGUAUAACCAGCCAGAUUAAACUGGCAUCGGUGAAACUAGCGAUGAAGUAUAUGAAGAGAGUAUCCGCAGAGCUCGAGGCUAUUGAAGGUGGUGGCCCUGAAGAGGAAGAGCUAAUUGUUCAAGGCGUUCGAUUCGCAUUCCGUGUUCAUCAGUUUGCCGGAGGAUUUGAUGCAGAGACAAUGAAGGCAUUUCAAGAGCUAAGAGAUAAAGCAAGAUCAUGUCAUGUUCAGUGUCAAAGCCAAACACAUCAACAUAAACUUUGUUUUCGAUCUACCCCUUGUUAAAGAAGCAAUCUUAGCUUCAUAUAAUCCACCUCAUUGGUAUUUGUUGUCAUCUUCUCGAUUUAAUUUGUUUUUUUCUCGUCUUAAAAGACCUAUAACUCUUGUGAAUAUACGUUCUCUUCUUGCUGAGAAAAAGAUAAAAUAGUUCAUAUUUA